Enterobius vermicularis (human pinworm) is the source of this 6078-nucleotide messenger RNA. NCBI's taxonomy places the organism in Eukaryota, Metazoa, Nematoda, Chromadorea, Rhabditida, Oxyuridae. The record is from the annotation of a GenBank genome assembly.
AUGAACGCUUCGUGGUUCGUUACAUUAGCUCUGACAUUAUUUUUGGCAAUUGGAAAACUUCGAGCUGCGUGUCCGCCUGGAAAAACAGGUCCAGACUGCGAUAUACCGAUAUGCGACACACCAGGGUCAGUAGAGCAUCAUGACGGAAUGGAAGGGUAUGGAGACUACAUAUUCUGGGAAGUUUCCUUCGGAUGUAACCAGGAAUAUCCCGUCAAUAUUGAUGAAUACGUCAACGAUAUCACCGUUUCAGCAUAUGGAAAUGGACAACGAUUUAGCUGUGGACUUUAUAAAGAUGAAAAGUUAAUUAUUCCUUCCGAUGUAAGCAGUACAGGGACAGGUUGGGAAAGUGGACAUUACGACGGCAUUGGUCUUGCUCAUGGUUACGGUCAAUACACGGUCAAACUAAGUACCGAAAGCACUACGCAGUGCGAAAUAAGCGUUAGCGCUGUCACCGCAGUGGUAGUAAACGGAGGCUUUAUCACGGAUUUAAGUGACAGCAAUGUGCAGCAACUUGCACCAAGACCUCAUCAGGGAGUUGGGCAAUAUCCAAAAGUUAACGUGUCUACUUACUUUGCAUUUGAAGUUAGCGAUGCUUUGAGAAGGCCAGGCAGCGCAACUUCGGUAACUACUUAUAUGGCAGAGGGUUUCGAGCAUACAGAGUUGGUCAGUGGGUACGACACAAUGUACAACCAAUGGGACCGAGUAUAUCCGUUCAUGUGUGAAGGGGGUACAUCUCCAACAACAGGACCGUGGGUACCUCCAACAGAGUGUUACAACGGAGGCAUAUUGAUUAAUGGCGGCACACAGAAUGCAGAAUGCUAUUGCGGUUACUACUAUGAAGGAAAAAGUUGUGAAACUAUACGAUGUUUCCACGACGGUUAUGCAUGGGCUGCAGACUCGUGCGCUUGUGCAGAAGGAUAUAGUGGGACAUACUGUCAAGACGUGAACUGUAGAGAUAAAUCAUACGUUGACGGCCUUCAUUAUCGCGCAAUAGUAUUUGUUAUUCGAACAGGCCGUUCUAUGAUAGACCAUAUCACUCAGAUUACUACUGCAGCUGAAAACAUUGCUUCAUAUUACGCUUUAAUUGAUCCCACUUAUAUACAACAAUGGGUUCUGGUAACAGUGUCGCAAGGAACUGUGAAGAUGACUACUUACGAUUCUAGUAUAGUAUUUAUUUCGGCUAUUAACACCCUUCCAACUACUGAAGACACAAUAUGUAAUGACGUACUGUUUGAAGGAAUAAGCGCUUAUCUGUCAUCCUCAUAUGCUGAGGCGUACAAACGCUCAUCAAUAUUUGUCUUUUCUGAUGGCCUACCAGACGACAGCGAAGAAACACGAUUUGGACUGUAUCAUCAAUUUAGUUUCUUUAGAGGACAGAUUUUCUUCAUACUUGCUGAUUCAUCUAUUGGACGAUGUUACAUCGAUAAAUCGGCUGAAGAAUAUCGCAGCCUAAGAUCUAUCGCGCAGUUUACUCAUGGACAUGUUACGUAUGUCGACAUCAACUAUAUUAGUCAAUCAAAAUUACUGGAGGAAAAGCGUAUACCCAGUGAAAUGGUAGAAGAAGAUUCACUACAGUUUAUUCUUUUCAAUUUGGCUAUUUUAUUUGAAGCAGAAAAUUUAGUAGUAAUAAUGUUGCAAAUUGUUAAAAGGAGCAUGAAAAUAAAUGUCUGCAGCAUCGGCACUCUCUUUGGCAUUGCAGUCGACGAUGGAAAAGCAGCUUACUUACUUGCAGCAACAAUGCAUCAAGCAGUGCAAGUGAUGACCAACGAUUUUCUGGAUUCCUGCUUAAAAGCACCGAAAUAUCAGUCGUUCUUUAUUGAUGAAAGCCUGAAGAGUUUCUAUGUGACGGGCGUCGGAGACAGCUUAGUCGCAACCGUUAUUACUCCCGACCGUACUGUUCUCGAAUUGGAUACGCUUUAUAGUCAGGGUGACCUGCACAUUUGGAAACUAGAAAACGCAACGGUUGGAGGUUACCUGCUAAGCUUGAAAAGUGCUGGAGCGGGACCAUGCAGCAUUCGUGUAUACGGAAGUGCAGAGACUGCUCUCUGGUUUGGUACGACUGAUAAUGUGAAUGACGAUUUUGAGCUUACCCUUCCGACGACAACAAAAGAGGCUCAUAUUGUGGCAUAUAUAAAAGGCGUCGAAAUUCCGGACACUUUCCAAACGCACGCCGAAGCUACACUGUGGUCAAAUGAAGGCCCGGAAGAUAAACGCGUUGUAAAAUACGCUUCAAACGGCAUAUACCGCGAUAACUGUGCCUACAACUUGUACUUUGGUGCUUAUCAAUGUGAAAGACCGUUCAGCUUCGUCUACAUUAACAUCUACAUGACCUCAAAGUCUGGAUCCAUUGUUCAACGUUCAGCGACAGCAUACUGUUCGACAACUCCACCAACGAGUACUCCACAAACAGACUGUCUCAAUGGUGGGCUCCCUGUAGGCAUUAACAAUACGUGCUUAUGUCCAGCACAUUACACUGGCGACAAGUGUCAACGAAUACAAUGUUUGAAUUUGGGUACAGCUGUUGGAGGGACAUGUACUUGUGUAAACGGAUUUACCGGAAAGUUCUGUCAAACAGCUAGUUGUACCAGAAGGAACGAUGAGGUCUACUUCAUUCCAAACGGUCGUUCACUGUCGUUAAUAAUACAAGAUUCUAUUUCAACAAGGAGUGCAAUAAAAGCUAUUUCGAAUCAACUACCCGGCCUUUACCAAGACCUUAUUCACCAGCACAAAGACUGGAUAUCAAACUAUCAGCUUUGGAGAUUCAACGAUACAACUUUUACAAAUGUAAUGUCGUCGUCAAAUCCCAACGACUUUUUAAAUGGUAUGAAGACACUGAAAAAUUCGAACGCAGAGCACAGCGAUCCAUCUUGUCGUAAUUUAUACGUGUUGCCGGGACUGCUUAAUGCGCUACUGCACACUGGUUUAACGUAUGACGGAAUUAUGUAUUUGUUUAUCAGCGGCUACAUGAAAUUUUCAACAACUGAUAUGAGUGCGUCGGCAGCAGUUUACGAAAUGUUACAAGCGACACGAGUUAAAUUGAAUGUGGUGCUGAUGUCCCCGGCUCCAUGUGGUCAAGAUCUGAAUAGUCCAGAAUCAACUGUUUUGAUGAACUUAGCUGCAUUCUCAGGGGGAGAGUUUACCAUGGUUAUGCCACCCAGAGCAGGAAAUGUAAUACGCUCAAUUCCUACUCUCUACCGAGGAAGCUAUAUAUAUGAAAAUUACGCAGUAAACUGUUCUCAACAACAGAACUUCUACUUUCCAGUGGAUUCACAGAUGCAGUCAUUUACAGCCUACAUUCUUGGAGAUCUAGAUCAGACUUCUAUAGCGUACUAUCAACCUAAUGGUUUUGCUAAGGCACCGUACACGCUAUGGUCAGAUAUUGGCAUGGGAUCUCGAAUGGACCAAAUUAUAAAAGAAUGUGAUGACGGUUGGGAAUUGCUGUCUAAUAGAUGUUGGUUGUUCGUGCUCAGAUCACAACCGUGGGAUGUUGCCCAGGCAAUGUGCCAUGCGAAUAAUGCCGUUUUAAUAACUUUAUUUAACGAAUACGAACAGAGCUACGUAAACCAGCAUACGAUGAAGGAAACUUAUUGGAUUGGGCUUCGAAGAGGGUCUACUGGUUUUGUUUGGGACACCAUUAAUGACAAACAACUGACUUUGGAAAGCACGGGUUACACUAACUGGGCCGCAGGAGAACCAACAAGUGACUCGAACAAAAUCUGUGUCACUGAUAAAGCAGCAGUUGGCUGGAAGAUGAAUGACUGCAGUGAAAGGCAUUCGUUUAUCUGUGUCAAACAUGCGUAUAAUGCGGACUAUGAGCCUGAUGCAGCUGAGAUUGGUGAACGUUUAGCUCGAGGAAUAUGGAAGUUAAGUAUGCGAACAUUAGAAGGCUCCUGUUAUGUACAGAUUUACAGUCAAAGUGGCAUUGAGUUGUAUACCAAGUUUACUACGAACGUUCAUGAUGAUUUCGGUGAAGCACAGCCAAUUACCAAUGCUGACGACAACAGAUUUGUUGCACACGUUACCAACCAAUUGUCGACAUCCACCGGUAAUGCUGGAGAAUUAAAAUAUGCUCACUUGUAUCAAGAAAAUCUGAAAAUCAUUCAAGCUCAAACCUACAGUCGUCGAGAUCAAGACAAAUGUUCUUAUGAGUUUAUUUCAACCAGUUUCAAGUGUCCAGCAGACAACUUCCUAUCUAUGUCAUCUGGAAUCGAUCGUUUUGGUUAUCUGUAUCAAAGAAUUCAGCCGGUUGCAUGCUACAGUGGUGCGGUGGCAGAAGACUGUAUUAAUGGUGUUUACCACAAUGGUCGUUGUAUCUGUGAACCGUACUAUUCCGGUGACUUCUGCACAAUUCCAUCUUGCCAACAUGGUACCCUGGACUCUGUUCUACAACACUGUACCUGUUCUGAUGAAUACACUGGUCCGACAGAAUACGAAAAAGAAUAUACACCUACUACAGACGAGCGUUCGAUAAUGAAUGCUGUUAGUAGAGUCAUGGAAAGUGACUUUAUUCGAUACCGAUCUUUGAUGUGGAUAGUCACUGCAGGGGUACCGGAAGAUGCUAAUCGAUUAUCCCUUGCCCUUGACGCUGUAGCUCGACGUCAUGUUUACGUCAACUUCUUGAUAAUUGGAGACAAGUCUGGCCCAGCUAACGUGCAGUAUAAUGAUAGCAGACUGUUAGCUUGCUUUGACCUAGUGACCGAAACUGGUGGGCAGUUUUAUCAGGUAUCAGAAGAAGAGGGAAAGCUGUCGAAAUUCUGGCAAGGUCUACUUUCUGAACUCUACGAUGUUUACUACAUAUCGACGAAAAGACUAAUCAGCUGUCCUGCCGGUAUUGACGAAUACAUUCAAGUUGGAAGCAAAACAAUUACUUUGAUAGUUGAUGUUUAUGGCCAAGGAACUAUGAAUGUUUUUAGUCCAAAUGGUACAGUUGCUAGCUACACGAAGGCCGCAAGUUCAAGAACAAACCUAGUGGUAGUAGUAGAAGCUGACGUGCCAGGGUUAUGGCGUAUUGUAAUAACUGGGAAUAAAGCGUUCUGUGGAAUAUCUGUAAGAGGUCAAUCGGACUUUGAAGUCUACGUAGCAUUCACUUGGGAUAUGAGCACCGAUAAUGGUUUACACUCUAAUGACGGAGAGGCAUAUCCAGUUGCUCACGGAAUGCCAAAUGCACUUGUGGCCCAUAGCAGUUUUGGUAAACUCAAUUUUGCACAGGUUUUCAGCAAUGAUGAACGAUCGUUGCUCUGGUCAUCACCUCUUGUUGCUCGUCAAAAUUGUGUCUAUCAGUAUAUUAGCACGAAUGUGUUCAUUUGUCCACAACACUCUUUGGCAGUCUCAGUUGACGGAGAGGAUGAAAACGGAUAUCCAGUCCGGCGAAUGUUUCAUAUCCAUUGCGUAGGAACAAUCCUGACAAUUGCUCCUUUGCCAACCAUUACAACACGACAACCUGUCAUAACAACAGGAUACCCUACAAUUCAGCCUCCAGAUUGCGACAAAAGCGGAAAGUUUGACAUGGUGGCUGUGAUGCAAGAACUGCCUUCCACAGUACCAAUUGACCAGAGCCAUACACGGUUUAUAUUAAGUACCUAUACCGAUGCAUACCACACAGUCAACCCUAAUUUUGAAAUGAUCAAGAGUAGCGAUGACUUCCUUAAAUACCUAGACGUUUUGCGACGUGUCGAAUACGAGGGAACUAUCGGCAACAACAUUCAGAGCAUUUUUGAUGUCGCAAACAAUCUGACAUGGCGAUCCGAUGCAGUAAAAGUGAUCGUAUUCACUUCGUCGAUGGGGUGGGACAAGUCAAAUACUGGACAACCAUUCCCUGACCCAACUGCAUCCGCCACUGCUUUCAAAAGAAACGGAGGAAAAAUUAUACCACUCGGAUUUGGACCAAACGCAGACCAAUCUCAGCUCGUUGCGAUCGGGAACGGCUGUACCAAAAUGUCGAUGAAUCUAGAUUACUUCCAUAGCGUGAUAAUACCGUGGUUAUCAGGCUCUAUUUGCAACGUAGCAGGAGCACUUUUUGAAAUACUCGGAAUUGGCCUGGAGCGAAUUUCUUUUAGAAGUACAAGCCGACUCCCCUAA